Messenger RNA from Ilyonectria robusta, 667 nucleotides. RefSeq lists its product as uncharacterized. NCBI's taxonomy places the organism in Eukaryota, Fungi, Ascomycota, Sordariomycetes, Hypocreales, Nectriaceae. Bases 90 to 632 code for a protein of 180 amino acids. The record is from RefSeq and is a predicted model, not a curated record. The transcript is spliced from 5 exons.
CUAAAACAUCGUCACAUGCCUCAUUCUCUCAUCGCCCUGCUUUCUCACAUCAUCCCGCAACCGCAAUCGCACCAAAUUUCCUGACCAUCAUGACAUCUCACAUGCGCGACAUCGACGAUGAAGACCUGACGUUCCGCGCGUGCUGCGCGCCAUUCGCGACCCUGACUGAGCCCAUCGAUUUGACAGCAGUCGAUGCGAAUAGUGCCUCCGGCUGGUGGACCUUCUUCCAAUGGCCGUUCUUUGGUCCACUGCUCGUUGAGAACGAGAGCAGCGAUGCGCGCGACCACUGCGCCAACGAGAGAACCUUCCUCUCGUACCUCCGCCUCUCCAUCUACAUGGCCGUCGUUUCUAUUGCCAUCACUGUCUCGUUCCACUUGAAAAACGAGCCCUCUCCGCUCGAGCUGCGCAUGGCAAAACCGCUCGGCACCAUCUUCUGGGCGCUGUCGGUCAUGACGCUCUUUGCCGGCGUGGGCAAUUACAUCACAACGGUGAACCAGUACAGCAAGAGAGCAGCCAUCGUGCAGAUCGGAUGGAAGACGCACGCGAUUUUAACAAUCACGGCAAUGUGUAUCAUAGGAACAUGUAUCGUACUUCUAGUCAUCGCCAAGGUUCGCGACGCCAGCUCAUCAUGAGAUACGUAACCUGCAAUUCAAUUCAUUCAAAAUCG